GCCUCCUAAGUCCUAACAAGCGAACGAGAUUUGGUGAUCUUGUCGACUAAAAAUUGAGAGCCAAUGUCUCCAUCAUCAAGCGCAGGCCCCUCCACGCGCUUUCCCCCUCGCCCUCGCCCUCGCCCUCGCCCUCUUCCUCUUAAACACUCCCACUCCCCACCAGGUCGAGGAGGGAUCGAAACUGUAGCUAGCUAGAGGUUUUAGGCCAUGGCGGGGAGCCCCGGGGAGCGGUCGCUGAAGGAGACGCCGACGUGGGCGGUGGCGCUCGUGUGCGCCGUGAUGGUCCUCGUCUCCGCCGCGAUGGAGCACGGCAUUCACAUUCUAGGAAAGUGGUUUCAGACGCGCCACAAGAAAGCUAUGAGUGAAGCUCUGGAAAAAUUGAAAGCAGAGUUGAUGCUACUGGGCUUUAUUUCCCUACUUCUUACUGCUGGACAAGGGCAGAUAUCCAAAAUCUGCAUUCCUGCGAAAGCUGGUAAUAUCAUGCUCCCCUGUAAGCUGAAGAACGCGACAGAGAGUAACACCGACAGUCGGCGAAGAUUCCUGUCGUAUGGUGAAGAAGCAGUUCGGCGUCGUAUGUUGGUUUCGUCGACAGCAGAUUAUUGCUCUCAGUAUAAAGAUAGAGUGCCACUAAUCUCACAAUAUGGGAUUCACCAACUGCAUAUAUUUAUAUUUGUCCUGGCAGUUUUUCACGUUCUUUAUAGCGUCGUCACAAUGGCAUUAGGGCGAGCAAAAAUGAAAAAAUGGAAAGCAUGGGAGUUGGAGACCACCUCAUUGGAGUAUCAAUUUUCAAAUGAUCCUUCGCGAUUCAGGUUCACCCACCAAACAUCAUUUGUAAAGCGGCAUGUUGGCCUCUCAAGCACCCCUGGAGUUAGAUGGAUAGUGGCGUUUUUUAGGCAGUUUUUUGGAUCAGUAACAAAAGUGGACUACUUGACUAUGAGACAUGGCUUUAUCAAUGCUCAUUUAUCUCCCAACAGCAAGUUUGACUUCCACAAGUAUAUAAAACGGUCGUUGGAAGAUGAUUUCAAAGUUGUUGUUAGCAUCAGCCUUCCAUUGUGGUUCAUGGCAAUCAUCGUUCUGCUACUUGAUGUGCAAGGACUCCAAUUGCUCAUUUGGAUCUCUUUUGUACCGCUGAUAGUUCUCUUGCUGGUCGGGAUGAAGCUGGAAAUCGUCAUCAUGGAAAUGGCCCGUGAAAUUCAAGACCGAACAAGUGUUAUAAAAGGAGCUCCGAUCGUGGAGCCAAGCAACAAGUAUUUCUGGUUCAAUCGACCUCAAUGGAUUCUCUUUCUCAUACAUCUUACUUUGUUUGAGAAUGCAUUCCAAAUGGCGCACUUCUUAUGGACUUUGAGCACAUUUGGCUUGAGAUCAUGCUUCUUUGACAACAUGGGACUUGCUUUGACAAAAGUUAUUGUGGGGAUAGCUCUUCAGUUCUUAUGCAGCUACAUUACUUUCCCGCUCUACGCAUUAGUCACACAAAUGGGAUCACAUAUGAAGAAGGCAAUUUUUGAGGAACAAACAGCAAAAGCGCUUAAGAAGUGGCAGCAAGCAGCGAAAGAGAAGAAAAGGCUCAGAGAUGCAGGUUUAGACACUGCCUCUUUCGGUUACAUAAGUGGAGAGAACACACCGAGCCGAGGAUCGUCUCCCGCACAUUUGCUCCACAAGUACAAGAAGGGCUCAACUGACCCGGAGAGUAAUCCAAGCUCGCCAAGGUUUUUCUGCUCAGAUAGCGAAUUCCCCGAUAUGGAAGCUCCGACACUUGCCAAGCUUGGGCCAAACCCAAAAGCCAAGGAUGUUGAUGUUCCCACCGGUGAAUUCUCCUUUAGUACACAGUUAUGAACUAUUUUUUGGCUAAUCCUUUUCUUUGGAUAGGUAACUCUAUCAUAAACUUUUUGUUUUUGUAUCUCUGUCUUGCCUGUAUAUUAGUCGUCAACAACAAAUGCUUUACGAAUAGUUGUAUUACCAGUUUACCACGAUGGAUGGGUAAUAUAAAACACAUCGAUCCUUUGUACGAAAAACAGCAAGGUAAGUAAUUUUUUUAACUAAUUUACAACAUGUAUAUGAAGUUGCUUUAGGU
Molecule: messenger RNA, 2071 nt
Organism: Ananas comosus (pineapple)
Lineage: Eukaryota; Viridiplantae; Streptophyta; Magnoliopsida; Poales; Bromeliaceae
Product: MLO protein homolog 1-like
Exons: 14
Coding region: 208-1833 (541 amino acids)
Biological process (GO): defense response
Cellular component (GO): membrane
Source: RefSeq, a predicted model, not a curated record